AUGUCUUCGUUUCGAAGGGUCGUCCGAUGGUUCCGGGCGGAGCCACGCAAUGUGUUUGAUGUUCUAAAGUACAACGAUGCGUUAUGUGACUUUGUGGGUCUCAACAUCUAUCGCUAUCGGGGCGAUCGUGCGAACGGAGUCGUUGAGCUGAGUGCAGCGAAGAUACUGAAUUUUUUGCUGAUGAAUGUACUGCUGGUGGUUCUGAUGAUCGUUCACGCCAACAUUCCGGAGAGGUUUACCAGCCAGUUCUCCUCGGUGAUUGUUUCGUACGGCAUUCGGGCGCUGCUGGUGGGCGGUGUGAUUGGAAUAUCGCUGGUGAACAAUCUGAAUUCGUGGAACUGGAAAUCGAUCAUCAAACUGGUGCAACGAAUGCAUAAGCUGGACAUUCAGUUUCAGCUGAUGGAUCAUCGCAUCGAUCAUGUUGGCCAUCGAAGGCAGCUCCUGGCCGGAUACAGCUUCGCGCUGAUCGCACUGUUGGCGGUCGUUGUAGGUUUCAACGUAACCACCAUCGUCUUCGUAGACUCACGAUCGGAAUCGUUAAGGAUGGUUUUUGGUCAGAUCUACUUCAACUUGAUCUUCUUUACGGUGGUCAGCAUGUUUUUGACCCUAUCCUACCUGAUAUCGGUUCGUUUCAAGCACUUGAACGACGCCAUCGAGCUGAGAUUCGACACAACGAACGAAACGUUUGGCGAAAAGGAUAAAACACUGCAACCUUCCUUGCCGUUUCCCUUGCCACCUUUCCUUGCCCGUGAGCGGAUAGCGAUCGUGCAAAAGUUUGCCGAUCUGCACUAUCAGUUGAAUGAAAUCGCGGAGCAUGUUAACAGGGAUUAUGCUGACAAGCUACUGUACAGCAUUAUGGGUUCGCUUCAGUUCUCGGCCUUCAAUCUGUUUGCGCUGCUUAAGAUCUUGCUCAACAAUAUUCCACAAGUGCGAGUGUUUACCUUCUUUAACGUGCUCGGAAGUAUGAUGUACACGAUAAUGUUCAUGUUCGUGAUUAGCCGGACGAGAAUGAUAGCACGAGAGAGUAAACAGACAGCGACGCUGCUCCACAAAGCCAUCAAUAAUGAAACGGAUGAGAAAUUGGUUCGAUCGAUGAUCACGUUCUCGAGGCAGGUGAGAUACCGUUCGGCAGCCAUCGGCUCCAAGCAGAUCGUGUUCGACUGGCCAUUCAUUUUUAAUAGCAUCGCCGUACUGGCCUCCUACUUUGUGAUCCUGCUACAGUUUGAUGCGGCAUUCGGAUAA
Messenger RNA from Anopheles cruzii, 1242 nucleotides. RefSeq lists its product as uncharacterized. Gene Ontology annotation, biological process: sensory perception of taste. Gene Ontology annotation, cellular component: dendrite; neuronal cell body; axon. The record is from RefSeq and is a predicted model, not a curated record. The coding region runs from base 1 to 1242 and encodes 413 amino acids. NCBI's taxonomy places the organism in Eukaryota, Metazoa, Arthropoda, Insecta, Diptera, Culicidae. The transcript has 3 exons.